UGCAAUACGCACUCCGACCUUCGAAAGGCAGCAUACAUAACACAACGUCCAAGUCUGCCAGAAAUUCAAACGAAGGAGGAAAAUAUCAACAAUUUGUAAAUCAGAAAUGUCAUGUUCAGCUUAUAACUGUAAGAAUAGAGGACAUGAUACAUAUGAUAAAAAUAAUCAGUUGCGUGCCAAAAAAGUUAGGCUUCACAGAUUUCCGCUGAGUGACGCCAAAAGACUAAAAAAGUGGAUCCAUCAGACGAGACUGAAAGCCUGGAAGCCAACCAAAAGCUCCAGACUGUGUUCCGAGCAUUUCGAGGAGAAGUACCUGAUAACACCCUCAACUGGACGUGGUGUUCGUUUACGUAAUGAUGCCAUUCCAACUAUAUUUUCCUUUCCUAGUCAGUUCCAAAAAAAGUUUCCCGAGGAUCGUGUUCCUGAGGAUGUGUCAUCACUACCAGCUGAGCCAAAGUGCUCUGCAGAGUCAACACGGUUGAAGAAGACUCCCAGUUACUUAAACCACAGUAUAUGGCACCCAAGUCGUUUCCAUGACGACUACUGUGUACCACAGCCUGCACGCCAGAGUAUUGACUGGGCUGUGAAAGAUAAACCAAAUGAAGUCCCACCUUCAGCUUUACAAAAGCAAGGGCUGAUCUUUAUCCCCAAGCUCGCAAUCAGGAUCAAGGAGAAAUGGGAUUGGCUGACAAUGGAAGUGAAGGGGCCAUUUCCAGAGACCCAAAUUGGACACAGAUUUGUACUAACUGUAAUGGACUACUACUCAAAAUGGUUGGAAGCCUACCCCAUGAAGACCUGCACCAGUAAAGAGAUUGCUCAAAUCAUUUCUGACCUCAUCUCUCGCUUUGGCUUCCCUGUUGGAAUCCUGUGUUGUUUGGGUGUAAUGCUGACUGUAGAGAUCAACUCGGCUUUGGGUGAUCUGAAGAAACUGACAGGCCAACUCAUAUUCUACCGUCCUCUGGGAGUGUCAUUGGAUCCAGUAACAAAGUCCCUUGUAGACCGGUUGGUGUCAGAUUUGGUGAAAGAACAUCCUGAUCACUGGGAUGUUUACCUGGCUGCCAGUGUGUUCAGCUUCUGCUGCAAGGAGCACCCCACCACUAGACAAAUACCCCUGUCUCUGCUGCGCUGUGGAGGGACUCAGUCUGUCUCCACCUCACCAAGAAAGCUGCCUUACAAUGGGAUUAAAGGAAGAACCUUUGUCAUACUAGAGGCCCAACCACCUACAAAGGAAGUCUGUGUGCAGUGCAGUCAGUGCUUGGAAUGGAUCUCGGUCACUCAGGACUCUGAGCUGAAGCGAUAUGAGGAGAUGAAACUUGGGGAUGAGGACUACACCCACACCUGUGUGAGCUGCAGGGUGGCCCUGGAGGUCAUGAGGGGUUAGCAGACAAGGACAUGAACAACUGGAUGGAAAUGAGAAAGCUUUUCAAACAAGGACUGAAAAGAUGGAGGAUAUAAUAAGGACGUUGGAAACAAAGUGGUGGUGAAGGAAGAGAUUGAUGUGGGGUGAAAAAAGGUUCCUAAGGGAAGAAGUACAUGUUGUGUAUGUAUUUGUAUAAGUUGCUCUGAUGACCCUUUUGUCAUUAAAAACAACGGUAUAAAGUGUUUAAAUUACA
Molecule: messenger RNA, 1613 nt
Organism: Salmo salar (Atlantic salmon)
Lineage: Eukaryota; Metazoa; Chordata; Actinopteri; Salmoniformes; Salmonidae
Molecular function (GO): nucleic acid binding
Source: RefSeq, a predicted model, not a curated record